AUGCCUGAACCAGUACUAGGGAACAUUGACAUUAUUGCGUGUACCGGUACCAGGGGUGCGUUGACAGUAUUGCCUGAACCAGUACUAGGGAACAUUGACAUUAUUGCGUGUACCAGUACCAGGGGUGCGUUGACAGUAUUGCCUGAACCAGUACUAGGGAACAUUGACAUUAUUGCGUGUACCGGUACCAGGGGUGCGUUGACAGUAUUGCCUGAACCAGUACUAGGGAACAUUGACAUUAUUGCGUGUACCGGUACCAGGGGUGCGUUGACAGUAUUGCCUGAAACGGUACUAGGGAACAUUGACAUUAUUGCAUGUACAGGUACCAGGGGUGCGUUGACAGUAUUGUCUGAACCAGUACUAGGGAACAUUGACAUUAUUGCGUGUACCAGUACCAGGGGUGCGUUGACAGUAUUGCCUGAACCAGUAAUAGGAAACAUUAACAGUAUUGCGUGUACCGGUACCAGGGAUGCGUUGACAGUAUUGCCUGAACCAGUACUAGGGAACAUUGACAUUAUUGCGUGUACAGGUACCAGGGGUGCGUUGACAGUAUUGCCUGAACCAGUAAUAGGGAACAUAAACAGUAUUGCGUGUACCGGUACCAGGGAUGCGUUGACAGUAUUGCCUGAACCAGUACUAGGGAACAUUGACAUUAUUGCGUGUACCGGUACCAGGGAUGCGUUGACAGUAUUGCCUGAACCAGUACUAGGGAACAUUGACAGUAUUGCGUGUACAGGUACCAGGGUGCGUUGA
This is a messenger RNA of Mya arenaria, 753 nucleotides long. RefSeq lists its product as uncharacterized. NCBI's taxonomy places the organism in Eukaryota, Metazoa, Mollusca, Bivalvia, Myida, Myidae. The coding region runs from base 1 to 753 and encodes 250 amino acids. The record is from RefSeq and is a predicted model, not a curated record. The transcript has a single exon.